AAAAAGUGUAGAAACGAUAAAAAAAAAGAAUAUUUGUUUUGGUCUGAGUUGUUCGUACGUUUUCUUGUUCUGAUCGUGGACCGGCAACUUGUAUUAACUGAGCAUUUGACGUAUAGAAUAAGUAAAUAUUUCUUGUACAAAAUUGAGGUACCCAACUUAAUUUAGUUAUGUAACCGCAGACUGUUAACAGUACCAAAUAUUUCAAAAAUGUUAUCCACCAGCUCGUAGUUUGCGGGUUGAGCUUCUGGUGUUCUUGUUGUCUCUCGGAAAAUGGGCGGAGCUCACUGGGAAUGCAAGCUCUCACUUGCGGACAUCGACGUCCAUCAAGAUCUAUACCGCAACCGAUUGGCUCGGGUGGGCGGUUCCGCAGGUGUCUGACUCUCAUAGAAGGGCAGGGCAAGGAGAAGGUGAUCAAUCUUCAUCAGUCUACAUUAGCAAUCACCUUAACCACAAGGCGAGACAGGCACUCCAUGCAAGAAAUCUUGAAGGACUUUUUCCCCCCAAAGAAAACUUAACGGAUUAAACUGUCGGGAUUUGUGGACCCACCUAAAUCUUUUAGCAUGAUGUCAUACCUCAAACAGCCCCCUUACGGAAUGAACGGACUGGGGCUGAGCGGAGCGGCAAUGGACCUGCUGCAUCCAUCGGUGGGCUACCCAGCGACCCCCAGAAAACAGCGGCGGGAGAGGACGACCUUCACGCGCUCGCAGCUCGACAUUCUCGAGGCGCUUUUCGCCAAGACCCGCUACCCCGACAUCUUCAUGCGAGAGGAGGUGGCUUUAAAGAUUAACCUGCCGGAGUCCCGCGUCCAGGUGUGGUUUAAAAAUCGUCGAGCAAAAUGUAGGCAGCAGCAACAGAGUGGAAACAAUACCAAGGCCAGGCCAGCCAAGAAGAAAUCGUCCCCCACCAGAGAGAGCACCGGGUCAGACAGUAGUGGUCAGUUUACUCCACCGGCAGUGUCAAGCUCUGGCUCUUCUUCAUCCAGCUCCAUUUCUUCAAGUAAUACUGGAAUCACUAGUGCAUCUACCUCCAUCAGUACCCCAGUGUCCUCCAUCUGGAGCCCAGCUUCUAUCUCCCCUGGCUCUGCCCCGAUUGCAGCCUCUGUCACUGAGCCUCCCCACACUAGUGCGUCUUGCAUGCAGCGUUCAGUCUCCAGUGCCUCUGCUGCCUCUUACCCAAUGUCCUACAGCCAAGCCACAGGCUACAGCCAAGGCUACCCUGCUCCUUCCAGUUCUUACUUUGGUGGGAUGGACUGCAGCUCCUAUCUUACUCCCAUGCACUCGCACCACCAUCCUCACCAGCUGAGUCCAAUGGCACCGUCGUCUAUGUCUGGACAUCCUCACCACCACCUGAGCCAGUCGUCUGGUCACCAUCACCACCACCAUCACCAUCAUCACCAGGGUUAUACAGGAGCUGGAUUAGCUUUCAACUCCUCUGAUUGCCUGGAUUACAAAGACCAAACUGCCUCUUCCUGGAAACUCAACUUCAACGCUACGGACUGUUUGGACUACAAAGAUCAGGCGUCAUGGAGGUUUCAAGUCUUGUGAGAACUUUCACAAUCCACCCCCUUCCUUUUAACUUUAUUUUGUAUGUUUUACAUUUUUAUGAAUUUUAUUAAUCUAAAAGAUAUACAAAGUAUCACUUAAAGAUCGCACCAAACUUUUUUUUUUUUUUGAGUCUUACUUAUGGCCAACCAUACCAGCAAAUAACUUUUUUUUUUUUUUUUCACCCCCUCACCUCCCCCCCACUCCCUUUUCUGGGUAUACGAGAUGGAGAUUUUGCGUGGACAAUGUUGUGUGGGACAUAAAAAAAAAAAAAA
Messenger RNA from Polypterus senegalus (gray bichir), 1816 nucleotides. RefSeq names its product orthodenticle homeobox 1 (gene otx1). Bases 561 to 1544 code for a protein of 327 amino acids. Gene Ontology annotation, cellular component: nucleus. The transcript has 4 exons. NCBI's taxonomy places the organism in Eukaryota, Metazoa, Chordata, Cladistia, Polypteriformes, Polypteridae. Gene Ontology annotation, molecular function: DNA-binding transcription factor activity, RNA polymerase II-specific; RNA polymerase II cis-regulatory region sequence-specific DNA binding. Gene Ontology annotation, biological process: regulation of transcription by RNA polymerase II; multicellular organism development. The record is from RefSeq and is a predicted model, not a curated record.